AUGUUUGGUCCGUUCAGAAUGUCGCCCGUGGCGCUGGGCGGUUUGCUGUGGAAAAAGCCAUGGAGACUCUCGAGAUUCCAGAAAUACAGACACAGAAAGAGAAUGCAGCUUGUGGACUCCAACAUCCAAGCCUUGUACGACGGAUUGCAGGCCAACGGAAUGUCGUCCAAGAGAGUGGAGCAUUUGAUGACCGAGUACCCAAAGGAGAGCGAGAUGACGCCUAGGAACAAGUACACGGUGUUCAGCAAGUACGCAAGAAAAUACAGAAAGGCAAUCCACUUUGUGCCGAAAUGGACCAAGCUUCCUCUCAGAAAACAACCUCCAAAUGUGUAG
Ogataea angusta is the source of this 333-nucleotide messenger RNA. RefSeq lists its product as uncharacterized. NCBI's taxonomy places the organism in Eukaryota, Fungi, Ascomycota, Pichiomycetes, Pichiales, Pichiaceae. The coding region runs from base 1 to 333 and encodes 110 amino acids. Gene Ontology annotation, molecular function: structural constituent of ribosome. The transcript has a single exon. The record is from RefSeq and is a predicted model, not a curated record. Gene Ontology annotation, cellular component: mitochondrial large ribosomal subunit.